Saccharomyces paradoxus is the source of this 1608-nucleotide messenger RNA. It is a transcript of the gene CCT3, whose product is annotated as chaperonin-containing T-complex subunit CCT3. Lineage: Eukaryota; Fungi; Ascomycota; Saccharomycetes; Saccharomycetales; Saccharomycetaceae. Gene Ontology annotation, biological process: protein folding. The record is from RefSeq and is a predicted model, not a curated record. Gene Ontology annotation, molecular function: ATP-dependent protein folding chaperone; ATP binding; ATP hydrolysis activity. Gene Ontology annotation, cellular component: chaperonin-containing T-complex. The transcript has a single exon. Bases 1 to 1608 code for a protein of 535 amino acids.
AUGCAAGCCCCAGUGGUAUUUAUGAAUGCUUCUCAAGAGAGAACUACCGGUCGUCAGGCUCAAAUCUCCAAUAUCACUGCUGCAAAGGCAGUUGCUGAUGUCAUCCGUACUUGCUUAGGUCCAAAGGCUAUGUUGAAGAUGUUAUUAGAUCCUAUGGGCGGCCUUGUGUUGACUAACGAUGGCCAUGCUAUUCUAAGGGAAAUUGACGUUGCACAUCCAGCAGCUAAGUCCAUGUUGGAGUUAUCCCGUACUCAAGAUGAAGAGGUUGGUGACGGGACUACAACUGUUAUUAUUCUAGCUGGUGAGAUUCUAGCUCAAUGUGCGCCUUAUUUGAUUGAGAAGAAUAUUCAUCCUGUUAUUAUUAUCCAGGCCUUGAAAAAAGCUCUAACCGAUGCACUAGAAGUUAUCAAGCAAGUAAGUAAACCUGUCGAUGUGGAAAAUGACGCUGCUAUGAAAAAGUUGAUUCAAGCUUCUAUUGGUACUAAAUACGUCAUACAUUGGUCGGAGAAAAUGUGUGAAUUAGCCCUGGACGCUGUUAAGACUGUCCGUAAAGAUCUCGGUCAAACUGUGGAAGGCGAACCUAAUUUCGAGAUUGAUAUCAAAAGAUAUGUCCGUGUAGAGAAGAUUCCUGGGGGAGAUGUUCUAGAUUCACGUGUCUUAAAGGGUGUGCUAUUGAACAAGGAUGUUGUUCAUCCAAAGAUGUCCCGUCACAUAGAGAAUCCACGUGUUGUCCUUUUGGAUUGUCCACUAGAAUAUAAGAAGGGUGAAUCUCAAACCAACAUUGAAAUUGAAAAGGAAGAGGAUUGGAAUAGGAUUUUACAAAUCGAGGAAGAACAAGUUCAGCUAAUGUGCGAACAGAUUUUAGCAGUUAAGCCAACUCUUGUUAUCACUGAGAAAGGUGUUUCAGAUCUAGCACAGCAUUAUUUACUAAAGGGUGGAUGUAGUGUCUUAAGGAGAGUGAAGAAAUCAGACAAUAACAGAAUUUCUCGUGUAACUGGUGCAACUAUUGUCAAUCGUGUAGAAGACUUAAAGGAAAAUGACGUCGGUACAAACUGUGGAUUAUUCAAAGUGGAAAUGAUUGGUGACGAAUAUUUCUCAUUUUUGGAUAACUGUAAGGAGCCAAAAGCCUGUACCAUAAUGUUACGUGGUGGUUCCAAGGAUAUAUUAAACGAAAUAGAUCGUAACUUACAAGAUGCUAUGGCUGUUGCCCGUAAUGUGAUGUUAAGUCCUUCCUUGUCCCCAGGUGGUGGUGCCACUGAAAUGGCAGUUUCCGUCAAAUUAGCAGAAAAAGCAAAGCAAUUAGAAGGGAUUCAGCAAUGGCCAUACCAAGCUGUAGCUGACGCUAUGGAGUGUAUUCCACGUACAUUAAUACAAAAUGCAGGCGGUGAUCCUAUCAGACUCCUAUCUCAGUUAAGAGCCAAACAUGCCCAAGGUAAUGUUACAACAGGUAUUGAUGGUGACAAGGGUAAAAUUGUAGAUAUGGUUAGUUACGGUAUUUGGGAACCUGAAGUCAUCAAACAGCAAAGUGUGAAAACCGCUAUUGAAAGUGCAUGCUUACUAUUAAGGGUUGAUGAUAUCGUUAGUGGUGUAAGAAAACAAGAAGAGUAA